AUGAUACAAGCACAAUACGCAGACAUGAAUGUUACAUGGCGAUUGAGAGCCGAAAGAGAGAAUGGAGUGACUAAUCUCUGCAUUUUUUAGUACGUCCUUCUUGCAUGCCUGCUGGCGCUGGCUCUGGCCGAACAUCACGAGGAGCACUAUGACCAUCAUCCAAAAUACAAGUUCCGCUACAACGUGCACGACACCCACACCCACGACAUUAAGGAACAGGAGGAAGCUCGCGACGGUGACCACGUGAAGGGACAAUACUCCCUUGUCGAGCCCGAUGGUGGCAAGCGCACAGUCAAAUACUCCGCCGAUAAGCACACCGGCUUCCAUGCCACCGUCAUCCGUGAACACCAUGGACACAAGGAGGUCACCUACGAGGGUCACGGUACCGGCAACAGCGGUGGAAUCGGUGGAAACGGCGGAGAAAGUCUCCACAUCCAGCAGCCACAUGCCCAGAUCAUCCAGGUACAAACUCAGCACAAGAAGCCCCAGCUUCUGACCACCCAUGGCCUGGGACACUACAGCAGCGGAUCGUCUCUCGGUUCGUCUCUUGGCAGUGGCAGCAGCUACAGCAGCGGAUCGUCUCUCGGUUCAUCUCUUGGCAGUGGGAGCAGCUACAGCAGUGGAUCGUCUCUCGGUUCAUCCCUUGGCAGUGGGAGCGGCUACAGCAGUGGAUCGUCUCUCGGUUCAUCCCUUGGCAGCGACAGCAGCUACAGCAGUGGAUCGUCUCUGGGUUCAUCCCUUGGCGGCAGCUACAGCAGUGGGUCGUCUCUGGGCUCUUCCCUCGGGGGCAGCUACAGCAGUGGAUCGUCUCUGGGCUCUUCCCUCGGGGGCAGCUACAGCAGUGGAUCGUCUCUGGGCUCGUCCCUCGGCGGUGGCAGCAGCUACAGCACCGGAUCUUCUCUCGGCAGUGGAAGCAGCGGAUUGUCCCUUGGCUCAUCUCUAGGCAGCGGCAGCAGCUACAGCGGCUACAGCAGCGGCUCGUCUCUCGGUUCCUCCCUCGGCAGUGGAAGUGGCUACAGCAGCGGAUCGUCCCUCGGCGGCAGCUACAGCAGCGGCGCAUCUCUGGGUGGUAGCUACAGCAGUGGCUCGUCCCUCGGUUCAUCUCUGGGUGGUAGCUACAGUAGUGGCUCAUCCUUUGGCUCAUCUCUCGGUGCCGAAUCAAACUAUGGAAAAUACAAACUGUCCUCGGGUAGCCAGGGAGCUUCCAGUCUGGAGGAGAGCCUCGGUGGUGCCCAGAUCAACGAGUACAAGGGCAAGAGCCAAGGCAGCGGCCACGGCAGCCACGCAAGUCAAAGCUCGAUCAAGCUCGACUUGGGACACCACGGAUCAUCUAGUCUGAAAAUCGACCACCACGCCGGUAUCGGACACAGCUCUCACAGCCUCAGUCACGGACACGGUGCUUCCUCCAUCAGCCUGGGACACGGAUCAUCAGGUCUUUCCCUUGGCGGAUACGAAUCGUCUGGUCUGUCUCUCGGUGGACACGAAUCUUCUGGCUUGUCUCUGGGCUCUGGAUCGUCGGGCUCAAGCAGCUCCUGGGGUCACGGUUCAUCAUCUGGCCUUUCCCUUGGUGGUCACGAAUCCUCUGGCCUGUCUCUUGGUGGCGGAGAAUCAUCUGGCUUGUCCUACGGUGGUCACGAAUCUUCCGGUCUGUCACUUGGAUCUGGAGCCUCCAGCUCCAGCAGCAUCUCUUGGGGACAUGGAUCGUCCUCUGGUAUCUCCAUCGGUCACGGAUCGUCUGAAUCCGCUGGUCUUUCCCUCGGGCACGGAUCUUCUGAAUCCUCUGGCCUUUCUCUCGGUCACGGAUCGUCUGAAUCAUCUGGACUCUCUCUCGGACACGGAUCGUCCGAAUCUUCUGGCCUUUCUCUGGGUUCAUCUUCCGGAAUCUCUGAGUCGUCAGGCUCCUCGUCUGGCUACAGCCACGGUCACUCUGAGAUCAAGUUCGAGCAGGAAAUCAGCGGCUCCAAGCACGAGCAUGGCCAGCACAGCUCCUCCCAGAUCAAGAUCGAGCACAUCCAGCCAAAGAAGCACCACUCUGAGCACCGUGGCAGCUAUGGCCACAGCGAGAUCAAGAUCGAGCAGGUGCACCACAAGAAACCCGAGUACCAGCACGUCAAGAUCCACCACGAGGAGUCCCAGCACGGCUACGACAGCCACGGUCUUGAGGGAAGUUCCGGAUCGAUUGGUGGAGGUUCAUCCGAGGGUGGCUACAAGUUCUCCGAGGCUGAACUGAAACUCGCCGAGAGCUACAGCAACGGUGGAAACAGCGAGGGAGGCAGCAGCUCUGGUGGUUACAAAUACGAGAAGCCCACUAUCAAGUUCGAGAUCCCCUCCAAAUGGUAGAUGAUCGACUGUACCUCUGAUAGAUCGCGCAGGGAUUGUAGAUACGUCUGAUAUUAUUAGUUUUUUGCUGAUGCAUCAUAGUUUUGUUUAGAUGCUUUAAUUGACGCUUUAUUCCUUCUCAGUACUAAUGAGAACACAAUAAAGCGAGCCGUACGACAAUUAUCGCGACGGAAACGAUCUUUCGUGACUACAGUCGACCGCGAUCUAUCUGACGCAUAAUGUAAAUAUGCUUAUAUGUAAAUGCACAUCGACAACGAGGCUCGGUGUCGUCUCGGUAUUAUCGAAAUUUAGCACCAUUUGUCGCGCCAAACUCUUCCUCGCUAUAUCAGAGUCAAAGAGAACUAUCGGCCAGUUAACAAAGGAAUUAUUAGUAUCGCCAAAUCGAGUCUCGACACCACUACGGCGCGAAGUGGAAAAGUUCUGUAUAUCCAUUGUAUAACCGUAUACGCAGCCACGUAACUCUUGUAUACUUAGACGAAAAUUUGUUUUCCGCUCUCCAAAGGAGCGAGACGCGCGCAAACGAGAGCCGCGGAGCUGCUGUCGGGAGAUUCCGGCCGAAACGAGUUUUUCGGGAUAACGAGAUGAGAGAGUGAGAAUGAAAAAAGAAUGAAAACGAAUCGGUACUUUCGUCGUGCUGCAGCUCUCGCAGGCGCAUUUGCGCGCGGUUCUAGAUAGAAAAGUGUGUUGUUUUUGUAUAUUGAUUUUUUUAAUGAUAUUUUUAUAUGUACCAUAAAUGUAUUGCAAAGAGCGGGCGAAGAUUCGCAAAGACUCCCGAUGCCUGCCGAAAAAAAGCUUGAAAAUAAAGUAUGAUAUUAUAUAUACCUCCAUGAAAUAA
Nasonia vitripennis (jewel wasp) is the source of this 3175-nucleotide messenger RNA. Its product is annotated as hornerin-like. NCBI's taxonomy places the organism in Eukaryota, Metazoa, Arthropoda, Insecta, Hymenoptera, Pteromalidae. The record is from RefSeq and is a predicted model, not a curated record. Gene Ontology annotation, cellular component: extracellular matrix. The transcript has 2 exons.